This is a messenger RNA of Adineta steineri, 249 nucleotides long. The record is from the annotation of a GenBank genome assembly. NCBI's taxonomy places the organism in Eukaryota, Metazoa, Rotifera, Eurotatoria, Adinetida, Adinetidae.
AUGAUGAAGAAAACGAGUGAAGGAAAAGAAAAUGAAAAUCCAGGUGGUCCAAAUAUUAACAACAAUGAUGUUGAAACAACAAAUGAUUUAACUAAAGUUGGUAAAAAAAGAUCUAUUGAUUGCCUGUAUUCGAAUGGUACUGAUAUUGAUAACGAUAUUGAAAUAUCCGAUUUGAAAAAGAAGUGUUUUGGUCUUGAACAACGUUUGGAGAUUGUGGAAAAAAAUUGUUCGUGUAAGUGUAUAAGUUGA